Molecule: messenger RNA, 3597 nt
Organism: Penicillium alfredii
Lineage: Eukaryota; Fungi; Ascomycota; Eurotiomycetes; Eurotiales; Aspergillaceae
Exons: 11
Coding region: 1-3597 (1198 amino acids)
Biological process (GO): monoatomic ion homeostasis; borate transport; monoatomic anion transport
Cellular component (GO): plasma membrane; fungal-type vacuole
Molecular function (GO): borate efflux transmembrane transporter activity; solute:inorganic anion antiporter activity; RNA binding
Source: RefSeq, a predicted model, not a curated record
AUGGCUUGGCGCAACCAAGGAAUCACUGGCUCCAACAACAUUCCACUAGGGCGGCGACGCUUCGGUGGUGAUGAUCCAGAAGACAGCCGAACCGCGACUCCCUCUUCCGCGGGGGCCGAUGGCUACAAGCGUGGUCGUAGCCCCGUCCGAGCGGACCCUCCAGCCCCGGCAGAUGGCAUCAAAAGACGCAAGAAGCGCAACCGUUGGGGAGACCAACAGGAGAACAAGGCUGCUGGUCUCAUGGGCUUGCCCACGAUGAUCAUGGCCAACUUCACCAGUGAACAGCUUGAGGCCUAUACCUUGCAUCUUCGGAUUGAGGAGAUCAGCCAGAAGCUUCGGAUCAACGACGUUGUUCCGGCUGAUGGCGAUAGGUCUCCCUCGCCGCCUCCCCAGUACGACAACUUUGGUAGACGUGUGAACACUCGCGAGUACCGCUACCGCAAGCGGCUCGAGGAUGAGCGUCACAAGCUGGUCGAGAAGGCCAUGAAGACCAUCCCUAACUACCACCCGCCAUCUGACUACAGACGUCCCACCAAGACCCAGGAGAAGGUCUACGUGCCAGUGAAUGACUAUCCAGAGAUUAACUUCAUUGGCUUACUCAUAGGUCCUCGUGGCAACACCUUGAAGAAAAUGGAGACCGAGUCUGGUGCCAAGAUCGCUAUUCGAGGCAAAGGCUCCGUCAAGGAGGGCAAGGGUCGCUCUGAUGCCGCUCACGCUAGCAACCAGGAAGAGGAUCUUCACUGUUUGAUCAUGGCCGAUACCGAAGACAAGGUUAACAAAGCCAAGAAGCUUAUCCACAAUGUCAUUGAGACGGCCGCUUCAAUCCCUGAAGGUCAGAAUGAGCUCAAGCGCAACCAGCUUCGUGAGCUUGCUGCUCUCAACGGUACGCUUCGUGACGACGAGAACCAGGCUUGCCAGAACUGUGGUCAAAUCGGACACCGCAAGUACGACUGCCCUGAGCAGCGCAACUUCACCGCCAACAUCAUUUGUCGGGUUUGUGGCAAUGCCGGACAUAUGGCUCGCGAUUGUCCGGAACGCCAGCGGGGCAGCGACUGGCGCAACAACCCUGGCUAUGGUGGACGCGACCCCCGUGCUAUUGGCACUGGCGAUGCUGUGGACCGCGAGAUGGAGCAACUCAUGAACGAAUUGUCUGGAGGUGCUCCUGGCGAGCACCCGCCUCGUCGGAUUGAGGCCGGUCCCGACCACGGCUAUCCCGACGACCGUGACGCGCAGCCCUGGGAGCGUCGACUUCCGCCGACUGAUGCGGCUCCUUGGCAGCAGAGAGGCCGGGAGAACCGUUCGCGCGACGACUACGCACCCCGCGACCAUGGUGCUCCUCCCCCUUGGGCUGCGCAAAGCCGCGGUGGCGACUAUGGCUACGGUGGAUACGCUGCGCCGGGUACCGCUUCAGCCCCUGCUCCAUGGCAACAACAGGCCCCUCCUCCCCCUCCCGGCGGACAAGCUGGGUAUGGGUACGGUUACGGUUAUCCUCCUCCCGGAAUGGGUGCUCCGGGUACUGGCCCGCCUGGAAUGGCUGCUCCGCCGCCGCCUCCUGGCAUGCCUCCAUACUAUGGCGGGGCUGGUAGUCCCCCGCCUCCGCCUCCCCGGGUGAUGGACCGCCGCCGCCGCCUCCGAGCGACCAGCCUCCUCCUCCGCCGCCUCCUGCGUAAAGUCGAUGCCCAAAGGCCCGUGAUUGUUACUCGGCCUCUUGAUCUCCACAGAUACUACCCCAUGCAGGGCCCGUCGCACGGGGACUUCUCCCUUCCCUCGGGUCCCAACAUGCAUACGUCAGUGUCCACUCCGCGAAAAACUUCGUGGCAGUCGCAGCGCCUGUCAUCUCUAAGGUCUGGUCGUUCGAGCCUAGCUCCGUCGUUGCAUCAAUCUGUGUCGCCUGCGGACCAGCAUGGUUCUGCCCAUGCGGACUCGCAACGCCGCGCAUUGGCGUCGGCGUCGGCGCGAUCGGCGCAGCCAAAAUGGUGGCGCGUGUACCUGUUCCGCGGCAUGAUCAAGGAUGUUAAGCGCAGAGCCCCGUAUUACUGGAGUGACUGGACUGAUGCGUGGGAUUAUCGCAUUGUGCCAGCUACGGUCUACAUGUAUUUUGCCAAGUAUGAUAAUCUUUCUGUUGUCAUGAUUUUUACAUACGGAGGCGGUGGUCUGGAUGUGAACAUUUUCCUACUAUUGAACUUAUGUCACCUUAAUGAAGUCUUGCUCGCCUGGUCGUUGACUAUGCAUUGGUUCCUUGCUUUCACCAACGCCUGUAAUGGACUAACCUAUGUCACUCGGUUUUCGUGUGAUAUCUUUGGAUUCUAUGUUGCUUGCAUAUACCUACAAAAGGGCAUCCAAGUCCUGACCCGACAAUGGGGAGCUGUAGGAGAAGCCUCAGCCUAUCUGAGUAUUAUGGUUGCGCUGCUCGUCCUGAUGAGUGGAUGGAUCUGUGGGGAGUUGGGAAACAGCAACCUCUUCCAGAGAUACAUUCGGAAGUUCCUUGAAGACUAUGGCACGCCUUUGACCAUUGUUUUCUUCACCGGAUUCAUCCACAUUGGCCAUAUGAGGGACGUCGAAGUGGCCACGCUGCCGACGAGUAAGGCGUUUUUCCCUACGGUGGACCGGCCGUGGCUGGUGCAUUUCUGGGACAUCAGUGUUGGGGAUAUCUUCCUCGCCAUUCCGUUUGCGCUCCUUCUUACGAUUCUUUUCUACUUUGAUCACAACGUCUCAUCUCUGAUUGCCCAAGGAACCGAGUUCCCCCUCCGAAAGCCCGCUGGCUUCCACUGGGAUCUCUGGCUUCUCGGUUUGACAACAUUUAUAGCAGGGCUUCUGGGGAUCCCAUUUCCCAACGGACUCAUUCCGCAAGCGCCCUUCCACACAGCCGCGCUUUGCGUCACACGCCAAGUAGCCGACGAGGACGACACAAACAAGGGCAAAGCCAUCCGGGUCACAGACCAUGUAGUGGAGCAGCGCGUCAGCAAUUUCGCGCAGGGCCUCCUGACCCUGGGCACGAUGACCGGGCCACUCCUCAUCGUCCUGCAUCUGAUCCCACAGGGCGUCAUGGCGGGUCUCUUCUUCAUUAUGGGCGUCCAAGCUCUGCAGGGCAACGGCAUCACGCAAAAAAUGAUCUUCCUCGCUCAAGACAAGCACUUCACACCGGGCUCCAACCCUCUCAAAAGAAUCGAGCGCCGCGCCGCGAUCUGGGCAUUUGUGAUUAUCGAACUGGUCGGGUUCGGGGCUACUUUCGCUAUAACGCAAACGAUCGCCGCUAUCGGGUUCCCGGUUAUCAUUCUUCUUUUGAUUCCCGUGCGCACUUUCCUCAUGCCUCGCUGGUUUACUCGCGAGGAGCUGGCUGCGUUGGAUGGGCCUACUGCCAGCCCUUUCACCAUGGAAAGCGUCGGUGGCACCUACGGGCUGGAGGAUGAGUCUGCGGAGGCGAUAACCAGUGGAGUGCAGGACUCCGCGGACGCAGGUAGUGCGGUUCUGAGAGGCCGGGCCUCCUCGUCUGAGGAAUCUGCCGUCGAGGAUAAUGAUCUGGAGAGAGGAGAGGCGUAUGAGCUUCCGUCCCGGUCUGCUGUUCGGAGGAGAAGCACGGCCAGCCGGAUAGACUAA